Messenger RNA from Engraulis encrasicolus (European anchovy), 741 nucleotides. Its product is annotated as myozenin-2-like. Gene Ontology annotation, molecular function: telethonin binding; FATZ binding; actin binding. Lineage: Eukaryota; Metazoa; Chordata; Actinopteri; Clupeiformes; Engraulidae. Gene Ontology annotation, cellular component: Z disc; actin cytoskeleton. The record is from RefSeq and is a predicted model, not a curated record. The coding region runs from base 38 to 688 and encodes 216 amino acids. The transcript is spliced from 4 exons.
GGACUGUGGUAAGAAGGUGUGUGUGCCUAAAGAGAUCAUGCUGGAAGAGUUGAGCCUGUCGUCCAAUCGCGGCUCUCGACUCUUCAAGCUGCGGCAGCAGAGGGCUGAGAAAUACACAUUCGACGCCAUCCAGCAGGAAAAACAGAAUGGUCUGAGUGUUCCUCUUCCUCCUGUUCCGGCAUCUGGUAACCAUGGAGACGAGACUUCAGCUGAACACGACAACACUGAAGCAGGUGAUGCUGCUGAUGCUGUAGAGAGUGAGGCUCCACCUGAGCGCGUUGCCAUGCCAAUCAUCCCAUCGCCUUGGCAACAGGCUCUUGGUCUUGACCCCGCCCACUCACACACACUCCUGUCUGAACUGCAGCCACAGCCCCAGCUACCCAGCUACAAGAGCUUCAACAGGGUGGCAUUGCCCUUCAGUGGUUUUGGGGGCGUGGCUCCUCGGCUGCAGUACGACGAGGCCCCUCCCACUGACGCCAUCAUCACGGAUGACAUUGACGCAGCGGACCAAUCAGAGAGCCUGCUGAGUCUCCGCCCCUCCUUCAACCGCACGGCCCUCGGCUGGGUCUCCCACGGCAACCACGGAACCCUGCCCACCGUCGCCUUGGAGAUCUUGGAUCCAGAGAUGCCCCGCCCCCUCCCGGACGCCUGCGAGAUGAUGUACCCUCCAGAGUCGGAGGAGCUCUAACUGGCCACCGCAGAGGCUGAGUGUGAGAGACAGAGAGCGUGUAUGUGUGUGUG